GUAUUGCAAGGACUACAUUACGCGGGUCUCCAGGCUCUCGGUGGGGCCACGGCCUUAAUACUUGCUGUCUUUCUUGUCCCCCUUCUCCGCUACGUCGACCGUACCACCACCACAUUCUUUACAGUACCGUCACUUCUGCGUAUAAUGUCCGGGUACAACCAAGUUUGUCUAGCUGGUCUUGACACUAUGGUUCUGCAUCUCCACAAUAAUUCCCUGCCACCGAGUCCGUCCGAGGAGGGUCAGAAUACGAGCUCAUAUAUAGCCAUUACCUGCAAUACAGCGGGUAUCAAGGGCGCCUUCAAGACCGCCCGUCCACCUCUCGGUGAUAAGACACCAAGUCUGAACACGGCCGUCUUUUCGACGCUCCCGCCUGACCUGUACCCUGCGAGCUUUGACGGAGUCGGAACACCGAAAACACCGGCGACCACUAUUCCUGGCCGUCUAUCAAGGCCUUUUCCGAUUAUCAUACAGAAGGCGCUGCCCGAGCUACCCAUUCCUUCUCCGACAGAGGCUGCUGCAGUUCCUAGUCCAGACUCCAAACCCCUUCCCUUGCCGCCAAGCCCGUCUUCGACUGACUCCCCGCGCCCUCAGCCCCCUUUAUCAGCUACGGCUGACCUUGACCGCGAGAUCUCUCCUGACGAACACGAUGUUGACAUCCCACCCCCGGUGCCCUCCAAAUCUCAGGAGAUCCAUAACGAGCCGUACGACAUCCCCAUACCCGAACACCCAAACAGUCCUUAUGUACCCUGGCCGUCACCUGUCCGUAGGCGAAUAGUCCACCGUAAACCGAGUCACGCGUCAGUGGCAUCUGGCUCAUGCUCCGCGGUAACAAUACGCCGCAACUCGUCUACGUACACGCGUAGUGGUGCGCGAGCACCGGAGCCACCGGAACUUGAUGACCAGUAUUCAGUCGUCGGCGCGCCGUCAUGUAUGGAUGGGAUCAAAGGGAAGGGGAAAGUGCAAGCGCUGAAGCUGAAGCGCAGCUUCAAGAAUCUGAAGCGUGCCGUAGCGAAGAAAGUAUCGAUCUUGUCCAAGCCAAUUACCCAGUUCCACUGCCACCACGGACCUCGCUCCGACACACCUCCCAUGCCCUCUUAUCAAGGUACUCCGCCUGUACUUGAUAUCAGAGCGUUUACGCCGCCCUCAUCCGCUUCCGACCUAUCCGUUGCGUCUCACCCUUCAUCAGCGGGCUCUAGGUCUCUUGCCGAGUGGCUGUCGGAGCGCCGUAGGGAAUCUCUCGAGCUCGACCUUGAAAGGGAUGAGCAGGAAGAAGAUGGACGGUGGGGCAUGACCCUAGAUGAGUAUGAACGGAACGGGAGCUGGCUGGAACUCCAGGGGGAUGAUGGUGAAGACGACGCCGAGGACAGUGUCUUGGACGGCCUUACAGAAGAUCUCGUUUCACCCCUGAAUUUCACGGAGGAGAGCUACUUCGACGGCGCGGAGUCGGAAGCGGUAACCCCCAUCUGCCAGGGAUACAAGGAACGGCAACGAAGCCCCGACUCCGCCGGUUCGGGCUCGUCUUCCUUCUUGUUCCGCCCCUCCUACGUGAGCUUGCGGAGGUGCGAGUCUAUGCCGGCGUUGCCUUCGGCUUCACAGGAACCCACUCGUUCCAACGAGACAGUUGUCCCGAAUGCUUCCAUCACCUUGACCAAUGGUCUAUAUCUCGACAGCAGCUAUGCAUCUACCGAUGGCAUGCUAGUUGUGCGACCGAAGAUUCAAUGGAAGGAUUGAAUGGGCGGGCUUGCACCUGACUCGUAACCUCGGAUCUCGGAAGAUUGCCAGACUCGUCACUUACCACAGCAGAUUGGAACCCCCUCUGCCCCUCUCAAGAAGCCGGCUCGUCAAACAGCACUCGCGCACUUUCUUUACAAUCAAUAGCGGGAAACACCCAUUCACCCUUUCAUUAUUGAUCACUUCAUUUGUAUCGCUCAACGGACCUCGCAAGCAUUGUACUUCCAACACGUCGACAUACCUCAUACCCGGGAACCCCAUACCUCGUCACUGUCAUUCACUUUACAAAUACUGUACCACCUAAUCACCAGCCGGGAGACCGGCUG
This is a messenger RNA of Gloeophyllum trabeum ATCC 11539, 2057 nucleotides long. RefSeq lists its product as uncharacterized. The transcript is spliced from 2 exons. The record is from RefSeq and is a predicted model, not a curated record. Lineage: Eukaryota; Fungi; Basidiomycota; Agaricomycetes; Gloeophyllales; Gloeophyllaceae. Bases 145 to 1731 code for a protein of 528 amino acids.